Electrophorus electricus (electric eel) is the source of this 2300-nucleotide messenger RNA. It is a transcript of the gene ltap1, whose product is annotated as lipid transport auxiliary protein 1. Gene Ontology annotation, biological process: phagocytosis. The record is from RefSeq and is a predicted model, not a curated record. Lineage: Eukaryota; Metazoa; Chordata; Actinopteri; Gymnotiformes; Gymnotidae.
UAUUUGUCAACAAAGUGGCAACGCCCGCCGCAGAAACUAGAACUGUCAUCAUGAUACAUUCAUAACUUUUGGUCAUUGCUCGUCAAUAUUUACGAAUUUGGAGGCAAAUAUCUCCAGAAUGGAUAACGAGUCUGCCUUUUCGGGCGUGAAUGUAGUGCUUGUUAUGGCCUAUGGUAGUCUGGUCUUCGUGCUGCUCUUCAUCUUUGUGAAAAGACAAAUUAUGCGCUUCGCCAUGAAGUCUCGUCGAGGGCCGCACGUUCCGCUGGGCCACAACGCCCCCAAGGGGCUCAGAGAAGAGAUCGAUGCUCGUCUGUGUAAAGUUAAUGACAUCCGCUAUGAACCGCGUCUUCUCUCAGUGGAGGAUGACAGGCUGAAGCACCGCAGCCAGAAUGGCUGUUAUAACUACCUGUACAGAAUGCAAGUUCUGGAUGCCAUUAGAGACACUGACGUCCUGUGUGGUGAGCUGGGCUGCAGCUCGGCUCUGACGGGCCGGCGCUAUAAGAGCUGGCUGAUACAGCUGCGCUCCUCUCUCUCACCACUCAGAAGCAGCCAGUGCAGCCUGAUUGAGCGCCUGCUGGAGGGAUACGACAGCGCCCGCCAUGGCACUAGGCCAUUUGGUGAAGUUGAGCUUCUGAAGUACAGAGAAGACCUGGAUGAACUGACUGCAGUUGUAAAGGCCCACUCCAGAUCCAGCAAUCUGAUGCAGCAGCACCAGUUAGCGGCCAAGGAUCUGACCAGCUUGCCCGGUCCGUCCUCGCCGGGUCCGUCCUCGCCUGGUCCGUCCUCAGCCUCCACCAUCCAGGUAACCUACCUGCCGUCGUCUGGCCAGCGAAGCAAGAGGCCAAAGCACUUCCUAGAGCUGAAGAACUUCAAGGACAACUACAACACACUGGAGAGCACACUUUAGGAGCGCUGGCCCAGCGGUGCGCUAGGACCACCACACCAGCAGGCCUUGGGCACGCUGUCUGGAGCAGUGUAGCUGUGGUUAGCAUGAGGGAGAAUGAGAUUAUUUCCUCAUAUCUCAGCUAUGUAAGAUGGUUGAAGCCUGGGAGACUGUGAUUAUGCUUGAAGAUGAAGUCUGUGAGAUACUCUGAUAAUCUUUCAGCGGAGAGAGGGAGGGAUGCUCUAAAAGUUCCUCCUUGGCAGUCAUGGUGUAAAAGUGUUUGCUUUUUUUGUUAACUACAGAAUUAGCUACUUAAAGUGUUUUGUCGGUGUUACACCUGUAAGGAGAAUUCACUGCCAAUAUUUCUCAGCAUUCCUCAGUCAAAGCUGCCUGUGGGAACUAUGACCAAGAGACCAUACCAAGGGAUAUUAGGACUUGUCUGAGGGAAAAAUAUAAAUGUUAAAUACGGCACUUCCAAAUAAGCUGAGAAGACUCUGACCAAGGAAUUGAUUUAUUAUAGUAAGAAGGCCCUGGUGUUACCAAGACAAGAAGAGCGUUUAUGCUUGUUAUGCGUCUGUGCUUGUUCUGCAUCAACAACAGUAAUGUGGGAACCAGUCAGAAAACCAGUGGGCUCUAUUCAAAACCCUAAAGUGGCAGAGCUGAACAGAGUACAUCGCACUGAAUUGGAUUUGGCGCCAAAUACAUCAUCGUCGUUUUUCCUCCAGUCGACAUUAUUUCUCCUAUUGCAUCCACGCGUGUAAACGUGCAGAGGAAUCUUCCUUCGCCACUAGAUGGCGCUAUGUGGUAGUGCUGUAAGGGCCUACCUCAGAGAGCUGACCAACGCUUACUCAGUAACGUGGAGCUGAGGGAUUUCUGUGAAGAAAGAGAGCCAUGCAUAACAGACUUCUUACAGGACACUUUCUGACUUUAAUUAUUCACCAGUAAUGAUUCAAUAUUAGUGUGUUAACGUUUGAACUAGUUCAGCUGUUGGUGCAUAACACAAAUAUUGUGACCAAAUAUUGACCAUUAGGAAUACUUCAUGACAACAUUGUUUUUGGUUCCAGUACUUUUAAAAUGAUCAUAAAUUCUUUAAAUUCAUUUUUUUUUAUUAUACUGUUGUAGGUGGUAGUUAUAAUAAUUGUCUGUUGUGAUGUCUGGGUGCCUGCUUCUUUAUCUCCAAUUUACUAUAUUAAUAUAUUACAGUUACAUCAAAGUUUCUUGUUUGUAGCAGAAACAUUUAUAAAAAAAAUAAUCAGUUAGAAACUGAUUGUUGUUCUGAUGUAAAUUUGUUUAAAAGUCCAACUCAGACAUUGGAUUUCCUUAGGAAGUCACCAUGUUUGAAAUCAAGAAAUAGACUGGCAGCUGUAUUUCUGCUAGGAUCGUUAUUUUGAUAUAUAUAUAUAUGUAAGUAUGUAUG